Messenger RNA from Paraphaeosphaeria sporulosa, 932 nucleotides. RefSeq lists its product as uncharacterized. The coding region runs from base 324 to 737 and encodes 137 amino acids. Gene Ontology annotation, molecular function: carbon-sulfur lyase activity. The transcript has 2 exons. The record is from RefSeq and is a predicted model, not a curated record. Lineage: Eukaryota; Fungi; Ascomycota; Dothideomycetes; Pleosporales; Didymosphaeriaceae.
UACGUACAGUGGUACGCUUGCGUCGUAUAACUCGUAUUGUAGAGCGCUACGGAGCAUAAGUGAACGCCACGCACAUGAUCGCGCGACAUGGACGCGUGCCGAUUCGUCGACGCGUGCCGUGUGCGCCUCGUUGAGUUCUGGACUUGCUGGCUAUCUUUCGUACCUCGCCAAUUCGUGUCAAUGGUUUAAGAUAAAUCUCGCGUUUUGCUCGUUUCGUAAACACACAUGUAGGAUGCAGCUGACUAGCUGACGGUGUGGAGAGGUGGCAUGUUGGUACAUAUAAAGACUGUUGCCUGCGGCGCAGAACCUGCACCACUCUUACAAUGUCUUCAGCUGGCAUCGCAGACACCUCAGACCCACCCAGUGCCAUCUAUACAGGCUCAUGUCACUGCGGUAGCUUCACGUAUACCGUACAGCAAUCUCCCCCUCUCGAUCAUCCGUCAUGCGAAGUGAAAGAAUGCAACUGUAGCAUGUGCGCUCGCAACGGGUACCUGUUCAUUACCCCAGCUGAGAAGAACGUAAAGUUUACGAACGGUGAGAAGGACGAGUUUAAGAAGUAUACAUUCGGAAAACACAUCUUCGCGCAUUAUUUCUGCGGCACCUGCGGCGUGAGCUGCAUGGCACAAAGUUUGGAUCCGAAUCUGUGGGCGGAUAUUGUCGCGGUCAAUGUGAGGACGUUGCAAGAUGUAGACUUAAAGAGCCUGAAUGUUAAACUGGCUGAUGGGAAGCGUCUGUGAAGGGUACAUCGCAAUUGCAGGGCCUCGAGGAGUCGAACAAGGGGCCGAAAACAUGUGGGGCUCGAGCAAGUGCUGUCGGUAUCAUCUAUCUCGCAUAAAGAUGAGCACUUCAACGCUAUGCAACUUAUUAUGAAAAGCUGCCAAACUAGAUCGAAGAAAAUAGUAUUAUGACUCUGCAAUGUCGCCUGAUUAAUC